Triticum aestivum (bread wheat) is the source of this 720-nucleotide messenger RNA. Its product is annotated as indole-2-monooxygenase-like. The transcript is spliced from 2 exons. The record is from RefSeq and is a predicted model, not a curated record. Bases 1 to 603 code for a protein of 200 amino acids. Lineage: Eukaryota; Viridiplantae; Streptophyta; Magnoliopsida; Poales; Poaceae. Gene Ontology annotation, molecular function: oxidoreductase activity, acting on paired donors, with incorporation or reduction of molecular oxygen; monooxygenase activity; iron ion binding.
AUGCACCCAGCUAACGUCCUCGAAUUCACUUUGGCUGAGCUCAUGAGGAAGCCACACUUCAUGGGGAAGCUACAAGACGAAGUGAGGAGUAUCAUACCCGGGGGACAAGAAAUUGUGAGCCAAUCUGACAUGAACAACAUGGUGUACCUAAGAGCAGUAAUAAAAAAGCCUCUCAGGUUGUAUCCUGUUGCGCCUCUCCUUGCUCCGCACCUUGCCAUGGCUGAUUGUACCAUCCAUGGAUACAUGGUUCCUGCUGGAACUCGUGUCGUCAUAAAUGCAUGGGCCGUUGGGAGGGAUUCGAGCUCUUGGGAGGGUGCGGAAGAGUUCAUACCUGAAAGAUUUACAGAUAAAGGCACCGCUACGAAUGUCAAUUUCAAGGGGAAUGAUUUCCAGUUCUUGCCGUUCGGGCCCGGACGAAGGAUAUGCCCUGGUAUAAACCUCGGAAUCGCAAAUGUCGAAUUUAUGUUAGCAAACCUCGUGAACCAUUUUGAUUGGGAACUUCCGGUUGGGGUUGAGAGAAAAAAUAUCUAUAUGACAGAGGUGUUUGGGCUAACCGUUCGCAGGAAGGAGAAACUAUUGUUGAUUCCAAAAUCACGCAUGUAAAAUCGAGCUAAGCUAAAUACUUUGUGUUAUCAGUAUAACGGUUUUCUUGGGAAGAAGGUGCUACCAGGGAAAUGGUGCCAAUAAAUAAUGGCCAGUUCUUCCUUGUAUAGCUACAAG